AUGACAGCUUUCACGAGCAAUAUUCCUGAUUUUGUCCUCCAAGGAUUCACAGGAAUUCCUGUUGAGUAUUAUGGAUUAGUAGGAACCUUCUUCUUCUUGAUUUAUCUAAUGCUGGCAUCUGGGAACAUUUUCAUCCUUGUAUUUGUUGCAUGUGAAAAAAGUCUGCAGAAGCCAACUUAUAUCAUCUUCUGUAACCUUGCACUAUCAGAUCUUGGAUUUGGAACUACAACUCUGCCCAGAAUCAUUGCUAAGUACUGGACAUCCGAGAUCAUGUCAUUCAAUGCUUGUUUUACACAAAUGUAUUUUGUUCAUUAUUUUGGGACAUGCACAUCAUUUUUCAUGGCAGUAAUGGCCCUUGAUCGAUUUGUGGCCAUAUGUAACCCACUGAGAUACCCAGUUCUGAUUACACACUCUACUAUUAUGAUUCUUUGUUCAGUUCUUUGGAUAGGAGCCCUCUUUUUACUUGGUGCUAUUACAGCACAUGCCCUUAGUGUGCCUUACUGUGGCCAAAAUGUUAUACGUCACUGUUACUGUGACUAUAUUUCAAUAAGUAACCUAGCAUGUGCAGACGUAACAACCAUAAAAACCACUAGUACUUCUAUUGCUAUGACAGUUUUGUGGGGUCCUUUAUUUUAUAUUAUAUUUUCUUAUGUGGCCAUCAUUAUUUCAGUCAUGAAAAUCUCAAAUAAAGAGGGACGAUAUAAAACCUUUUUAACAUGUACUCCACAGCUGUUCAUCAUCACCUUGUACUAUCUCCCCAGAAGUUUUGUGUAUCUUGCAUUUGUUAUUGGAUAUCGUUUUGAAACAAAUCUCAAUAUUGCAUUGAUAAUGGUAUACAGUAUUUUCCCUGCCAUCAUCAAUCCACUUAUAUACUGCUUUAGGACAAAAGAAAUUAAAGACACAUUAAUGAGGAAAAUAAAGCAAAGACAAGUGAGGGUAAAAUAG
Silurus meridionalis is the source of this 945-nucleotide messenger RNA. RefSeq names its product olfactory receptor 2AT4-like. Gene Ontology annotation, cellular component: membrane. Lineage: Eukaryota; Metazoa; Chordata; Actinopteri; Siluriformes; Siluridae. The transcript is spliced from 2 exons. Gene Ontology annotation, biological process: G protein-coupled receptor signaling pathway. The coding region runs from base 1 to 945 and encodes 314 amino acids. The record is from RefSeq and is a predicted model, not a curated record. Gene Ontology annotation, molecular function: G protein-coupled receptor activity; olfactory receptor activity.